Papaver somniferum (opium poppy) is the source of this 756-nucleotide messenger RNA. RefSeq lists its product as uncharacterized. The transcript has 2 exons. Bases 1 to 756 code for a protein of 251 amino acids. The record is from RefSeq and is a predicted model, not a curated record. NCBI's taxonomy places the organism in Eukaryota, Viridiplantae, Streptophyta, Magnoliopsida, Ranunculales, Papaveraceae.
AUGGCGGCUGCCAUGAGAAUCCUAAGAUACAUCAAAGGCACACUGGGUUACGGAAUCAAAUUCACAAAGGGCAGUUCAUUCUUAUUAGGGUUCUCUGAUGCUUAUUGGGCCGGAUGCAUUGAUGACAGACGAUCCACAGGAGGCUACUGCAUUUUUCUUGGCAAUAACAUCGUCUACUGGUCAUAUAAAAAGCAAACCACAGUUGCACGUUCAAGCACAGAGGCAGAAUAUCGCACACUAGCUCACAGUGCUGCUGAGAUUGUCUGGAUAUGCUUUAUUCUGCAAGAUCUUCACUUUCCCUUACCAGGGGUACCAAAUAAGCCUGACAAGUUUAUUAAUGCUGUUUUGAAUCAUGGUGAGCACUCUGCUGUUUUUCGUGUUAAUACUAAAAUAAUCGUAGAAGAACUGAAGCAUUUAGCAUGCAAGCACUGGAGGUCUUUGUCUCCUGGGAGUAUAUGUUUCAGCUAUAUGAACAAUGCUCAAGUAGUUUUUGUGACAGGUGAUAUACAACUGCAAAGCUUAAUUGGUUUCAUGAUUCUUAUUGAUAAUGAAGAUGUCUAUUUGCAUGUGGAUAUGAUUCCGAAUCAUACUUCUCGUUCUAAGUCUAGUUGUAGCAGAAGUUCUGGUUCUAAGUCUGGUUGCAGCAGUAGUUCUAGUUCUUGUUCUAAGUCUGCUUGUGAAAUUGAAAGUCCUAAGAUGGUAAGGGUGUUAGAUCAUGAUGCAGACAAGGGGAAGCCUCUUAUUAUCGAUGAAUGA